Molecule: messenger RNA, 599 nt
Organism: Dama dama (fallow deer)
Lineage: Eukaryota; Metazoa; Chordata; Mammalia; Artiodactyla; Cervidae
Product: D-dopachrome decarboxylase
Exons: 3
Coding region: 95-457 (120 amino acids)
Molecular function (GO): phenylpyruvate tautomerase activity
Source: RefSeq, a predicted model, not a curated record
GUUCCGUGGCACCCCCGCCCCGUGGCUACCAGUCGCCGGACCUUCAAGAACACAGACCCGGACCCCGCGCCCGUUCGCACCCUUCCCGCUGGACAUGCCGUUCGUUGAGCUGGACACGAGCUUGCCCGCCGGCCGCGUUCCCGCGGGGCUGGAGAAGCGGCUCUGCGCGGCCACUGCCGCCAUCCUGAGCAAGCCUGAGGACCGCGUGAACGUGACGGUGCGGUCCGGCCUGGCAAUGGUGGUGAACGGCUCGGCGGAGCCCAGCGCCCAGCUGCUCGUCUCCUCCAUCGGUGUGGUGGGCACGGCCGAGGAGAACCGCGGCCACAGCGCGCGCUUCUUCGAGUUCCUCACCAAGGAGCUGGACCUGGCCGAGGACCGUGAUCCGCUUUUUCCCCUUGGAGCGCUGGCAGAUUGGCAAGAAGGGGACAGUCAUGACCUUUUUAUGACGGGCGUGUAGGGCACCCAGGGCCUCUGAGCUGACAGCCCUUCCAGAGAGGCCUCCUGGCAGCGAGGGCCUGGUGGACAGCAGCUUCUGGCACCUCUGUGUGGUUCUCCUCCCCAUCCUCACAACAAAUAAAUGAAGAGAGCUUUGUCUCAAA